AUGAGUUCAAUCAGUGUACCAUCAGUAGAUGCAGCAGAUGACAGAGAACGUAGAAUUAUCAAUGCCUUAGAGACCUAUUUCAGUGAUGCUUCUUUAUUGUGGGAUAAAGUUAUGCAGCAAAAAAUAAUGUCAAAUCCUCAAGGAAUGGUAUCCCUCACUGAGCUUGUCAAGUUACCCAAGUUGCGCUCAUUUCAAGUAACAGACGAAGAGUUAUUGAGCUAUAUAGAAAAGCACAGCUUGACGCGGUUACAACUCAAUGAAGAUAAAACAAAAAUAGGUCGAAUCAGACCUUAUGUGCCCAACAAAAAAGAAGUACUUGAUGAAUGGUCCAUCUACGUUGAAGGGCUCACAAAACCUUAUCAUGAAGAAUUCAAGAUUAAAGAAUUAUUUCAUACCUUGACGGGUGGACAUGUCUCUUUCUAUUCUGUUCCACCGAACCAACAAGGCUCAACGGCAUUUUAUGGUUAUUGCUUUCUUGAAUUUGACGAUAAAAUGUAUGUAGAGAAAGCCAUACAUUUGUUUAGCGAACAAAAGGGUAACGACGGUAAGGCUCACCGCAAAAAUGAAGAUGAGGUCAUGUUGGAUGAAAAUCAAGCAAAGCUUCUUAGAAAACUGGAUCUUCGAGUGAUAUCCAAAUUAGAAUGGAAUAGAUUGCGAGAUGAAUAUGUGGAGUUAUUGGCAGAGAAGAAAGCAGGUUUUAAGAAACUUUGGGAUGAUUACAAUAAUGAGCAACAACAAGAAGACAAUGGAGAGAGUCAACAUGAUGGUGAUAAGCGAGAAGCCAGAGUAUCACAAAAACGGGGCCCUCAUGGUAUUGUAGACGAUGAUGUGCCUGCCACCAAAAAGUAUAAAAAUGGCUCUCAAACUGAUAAAACCACCUCGUCGAAAGCAGUCAAGACUGAUGAGUAUCCAAAAGGUGUUAUCGUGUUUGUCGACAAUUUACACCUUCAAUGUCCAAAAACUAUUGCUUUGAAACUACUAGAAUCGCGUGCUGAUGUAAAGAUUCCUUUCAUGGGAGUGAAAAAAAAGGGACUCGCUAGCGUUCAUAUUCGAUUGAAUACCGCUGACGAUGCUCAAAGGAUUUGUGCUUACUUUAAUGAGCAGCAUGCUAUUAUCCAGGAAAAUGAAAAAGAUACCACAGGCACAGAAAUGGACGAACGGACUGGAAGUUGCAUCAAAAUGCGCCUUCUGCAAGGAACCGAAGAAAGGAUUUAUUGGGAAAAUGACACGAAAUGA
Messenger RNA from Mycotypha africana, 1236 nucleotides. RefSeq lists its product as uncharacterized. Gene Ontology annotation, biological process: RNA processing; telomerase catalytic core complex assembly. Gene Ontology annotation, cellular component: nucleus; ribonucleoprotein complex. Gene Ontology annotation, molecular function: telomerase RNA binding. NCBI's taxonomy places the organism in Eukaryota, Fungi, Mucoromycota, Mucoromycetes, Mucorales, Mycotyphaceae. The transcript is spliced from 4 exons. Bases 1 to 1236 code for a protein of 411 amino acids. The record is from RefSeq and is a predicted model, not a curated record.